AAUAAUUAGUGUGCAAUAUUACUGUUAAAAUAUGUUGGUACAAUUUUCAUAGCAGAAAUUGAAUUAACGCAAAAAAACAAAUGCACUAAUCCAGCGAUUUAUUUCUGCAAGUUUCUAUAACUUUCUUCGCGAGUCUUUGAACCGAAACCGUUUCUUCUCAAAAAACACAAUUAUUCAAGCACAUCGUAAACAUCCAAAAUUUUCCCACUUUCACUUUCAACAAUAAAAAAUUAAGUCAUAACUGACUUACCAGAAUAUAAUCGCUUAUGGUAUUCCCAUCAGUUUGAGAUCUACCAGGUUUAUUUUCACUAGCCAUUGUUGCAGUGGCGAUGGAUCACUGAACAAGCUAAAUCAAUUUUGGAACAAUAAAAAUAAUGAAUUCAAAAAGAGAUUAGCUUUAUCGUGACGUAUCUGCCACUGAUUGUUGAUACACAUCGAUUAGAGUGGAGUAUCGACAAAACUAUUUUUUAUAAGUUUCGGUUUGAUGGCCACAAGGUUAUUGGAUUGCAGUCAUUUUGCCUUUUCGAAGUGAAUCACUUUCUUUGUCUUUUAUAAUAGUGUGAAAUAUUUUUUUGUUAGAUCAUUAUGACAAUGUUGGUAUAAUUCAGCUUUAAUGACAUCUCAGCUUUCUCACUGCAAUAUGCGACAAUUGUAGUUAUUAUGUAAAUAAAAACAAUGUUUAUUGUUUGAGUUUUCUGAAAAUGAAAAUAUAAAUAGAAACCACUUACUUGGGGACGAUAAGCAUCUGGAGAAAUAGACAUUUUUCUACCUGGAGAUGAUAUAUCGAUCAAACGAAAACAAAAGCACUCGUUUAAAUGUCUACAGGAGAUAAUGAACAAAACGUUGAUAAAACAUAAUAUAACGUUAAUCCGUCGGACUUUCGAUUAAAACAACCUUCCAGGCAAUGCCGCUAGAAUAAGCUCUACCACGAUCAAUUUUCCUCGACCAAUGGUAGUGACGCUCCCUCAAUGUUGUAAUUGCAAUAAUUUUGGCUUCCAAUGCAAACAUAUUGAGUGACUCAUGAAGAGGUGACAAAGGUUUAAAACGACCCGCCGAAACAUGCGAACUAGAUAAGAGAAUGUAGAGACUUUGCAAAUAAUGUCAAACCUAUUAACUAUCUAUAAGAGCAAUACGAAAUGUUAUUACUCUAAUAUUAAGCAAACUAUCUCCCACUCGUUGCAUUAUCUCGACUUUUACACAACUUGCGACAAGAAUGAAGAGAUUUUUGUCGGUUGAUGGCGUGUGAAAGGUGGUUUGAAUAUAAAUAAAGGAGCGAGGGAGACGACACCCUCAGUCCUCAAGAUGCCUUUGGUGAAAUGGUCAGUGGUUCUUGUGAUACUAAUCGGAGUGGCUUACCAAGUUCAAGGCCAGUUGGGUCUUGCUGGUAACAAUUACAUAGAGAAGCAGCUUUUGUGCGCUCUAGAUAAGGCUCCUUGUGACGCACUUGGCAAUCAAAUCAAAGGUGCUUUACCGGAAAUUAUCGGAAAGAAUUGUCAACGUUGUGAUUCAAGACAGGUGGCGAAUGCCAGAAGAAUUGCGCGAUAUGUGCAAACGAAAUAUCCUGAUGUUUGGAAUGCUUUAGUUCAAAAAUAUUCAGUGCAAAGUUAAUACAGAUGAAAAAAAAUUUGUGGCCCAUGAGGGGAUCGAACCCGCGACCUUCGCGUUAUUAGCACGACGCUCUAACCAACUGAGCUAAUGGGCCAGUGACUGUACGUUCUUUUCACUCUGUUAUAACAGUUUUUUAUCUAAAUUAAGCUUUGUAAUAAAAUUAUUUAUAAUUGAAAUCUUAUUUAAUUGUAAUUAUUUGCAACUCUUAAAAUAUUAGUUAACUAACCUAAUCUAUCUUAUUUCUUGCAGAAUUGCCGCUACGUAUAAAUAAUGUAUUAGUAGUUGCCUAUAUGUAUAAACUAUACCUACUUGACAAAAACUAAUGCUAUGUAUGAUUGUAAUGUUAUACAAUACAAAAAUUAAAAGUACAAUAAAACUAUUUUUUAAGUA
This is a messenger RNA of Tribolium madens (black flour beetle), 1998 nucleotides long. RefSeq names its product allergen Tha p 1-like (gene Csp8). The coding region runs from base 1303 to 1608 and encodes 101 amino acids. The transcript has 2 exons. NCBI's taxonomy places the organism in Eukaryota, Metazoa, Arthropoda, Insecta, Coleoptera, Tenebrionidae. The record is from RefSeq and is a predicted model, not a curated record.